Vicia faba (fava bean) is the source of this 2127-nucleotide messenger RNA. Lineage: Eukaryota; Viridiplantae; Streptophyta; Magnoliopsida; Fabales; Fabaceae. The record is from the annotation of a GenBank genome assembly.
AUGAUUGAUCAGUAUAAACAUCAACACCUUCGAAUUGGAUCAGUUUCCUCUGAACAAAUAAGUGCUUGGGCAAAAAAAAUCCUACCUAAUGGAGAAACAGUUGGGGAGGUAACAAAACCCUAUACUCUUCAUUAUAAAACCAAUAAGCCUGAAAAAGAUGGAUUAUUUUGUGAAAGAAUUUUUGGGCCUAUAAAAAGUGGGAUUUGUGCUUGUGGAAAUUAUCGAGUAAUCGGAGAUAAAAAAGACCAACCUCAAUUUUGUGAACAAUGCGGAGUAGAAUUUGUUGAUUCUCGGAUACGUAGAUAUCAAAUGGGGUAUAUCAAAUUAGCAUGUCCAGUAACCCAUGUGUGGUAUUUGAAACGUCUUCCUAGUUAUAUCGCGAGCCUUUUAGAUAAACCUCUUAAAGAAUUAGAGGGUCUAGUAUACUGCGAUGUCCGGAUGAGAGGAAACCCUCAUGUCCGAUUUUCAAAGGGGGAGAUCCAUCUUAUUGGAUCCUAUCCAAAUUUUUCUUUUGCUAGGCCCGUAGUUAAAAAACCAACUUUCUUACGAUUACGAGGUUCAUUCGACUAUGAAAUCCAAUCCUGGAGAUACAGUCUCCCACUCUUUUUUGCUACUCAAGGUUUGGAUACAUUUCGAAAUAGAGAAAUUUCUAGUGGAGCGAGUGCUAUACGAGAACAAUUAGUUGAUCUGGAUUUAAGAAUGAUUAUGGAUUCUUCGUUGCUAGAAUGGACAGAAUUAGGAGAAGAGGGGUCCACUGACAAUGAAAAUGAAUGGGAAGAUCAAAAAGUUGGAAGAAGAAAGAAUUUUUUGGUUCGACGCAUGGAAUUAGCUAAGCAUUUUAUCCGAACAAAUAUAGAACCAGAAUGGAUGGUAUUAUGUCUCUUACCAGUGCUUCCUCCCGAAUUGAGACCAAUUAUUCAAAUAGAUGGCGGUAAACUAAUGAGUUCGGAUAUUAAUGAACUCUAUAGAAGAGUUAUCUAUCGGAACAAUACUCUUAUUGAUCUAUUAACAACAAGUAGAUCUACACCAGAGGAAUUAGUAAUGUGUCAAGAAAAAUUGGUACAAGAAGCCGUGGAUACACUUCUUGAUAAUGGAAUCCGCGGACAACCAAUGAGGGACGGUAAUAAUAAAGUUUACAAAUCGUUUUCCGAUAUAAUUGAGGGCAAAGAGGGAAGAUUUCGAGAGACUCUUCUUGGAAAACGAGUUGAUUAUUCGGGGCGUUCUGUUAUUGUCGUAGGUCCAUCACUUUCAUUACAUCGAUGUGGAUUGCCCCGCGAAAUAGCAAUAGAGCUAUUUCAGACGUUUCUAAUUCGUGGUUUAAUUCAAAACCAUUUUGCUUCGAACAUAGGAGUUGCUAAGAGGAAAAUCCGGGAAAAAGAACCCAUUGUAUGGGAAAUACUUCAAGAAGUUAUGCGGGGGCAUCCAGUAUUGCUGAAUAGAGCGCCUACUUUGCAUAGAUUGGGCAUACAGGCAUUUCAACCCAUUUUAGUCGAAGGACGUGCUAUUUGUUUACAUCCAUUGGUGUGUAAGGGAUUCAAUGCAGACUUUGAUGGGGAUCAAAUGGCUGUUCAUGUGCCUUUAUCUUUGGAGGCUCAAGCAGAAGCUCGUUUACUUAUGUUUUCUCAUACGAAUCUCUUGUCUCCGGCUAUUGGGGAUCCCAUUUGUGUACCAACUCAAGAUAUGCUUAUUGGACUUUACGUAUUAACUAGCGGAAAUCGUCGAGGUAUUUGUGCAAACAGGUAUAAUUCGUUUAAUUCCCGAAAUUCUCACAAUGAAAAAAUUAGCAAUAAUAACUUGAAGAAUAUGAAAAAAAAAGAACCCUUUUUUUGCAAUUCCUAUGAUGCAAUUGGAGCUUAUAGACAGAAAAGAAUAAAUUUCGAUAGUCCUUUUUGGCUCCGGUGGCGAAUAGAUCAAUGCAUUAUGUCUUCAAGAGAAGUUCCUAUCGAAGUUCACUAUGAAUCUUUUGGUACCUAUUAUGAGAUUUAUGGGGAUUAUUUAGUAAUAAGAAGUAUAAAAAAAGAAAUUCGUUGUAUAUACAUUCGAACCACUAUUGGUCAUAUUUCUUUUUAUCGAGAAAUCGAAGAAGCUAUACAAGGUUUUUCUCGAGCCGAUUCAUAUGGUAUCUAA